Messenger RNA from Branchiostoma belcheri (Belcher's lancelet), 1969 nucleotides. RefSeq names its product endonuclease V-like. The record is from RefSeq and is a predicted model, not a curated record. Gene Ontology annotation, cellular component: cytoplasm; nucleolus. The coding region runs from base 125 to 1000 and encodes 291 amino acids. Gene Ontology annotation, molecular function: single-stranded RNA binding; RNA endonuclease activity producing 5'-phosphomonoesters, hydrolytic mechanism. Gene Ontology annotation, biological process: DNA repair. Lineage: Eukaryota; Metazoa; Chordata; Leptocardii; Amphioxiformes; Branchiostomatidae. The transcript has 2 exons.
UGCAUAGUGGGAUAGCAUUCCAGAACGCCCCCCUCCCAGGAUUGUCAGAACUGCAGGCAGCCAACAACAACUCUCCGAUCAGCUGCAUGCAUCAAGUUUCUUCCGUUGGACGACCCCACAAAGCAUGGUCAGCAUGUUCCACCUGGGAUGGCUCGGUGGUACUGUUUUCAAUCGCUCUGUGUCGACCGUUGGCGUGGUUUUCACCGAUAUCCGCAGGUAUCUCGGCAUACUAACCUUUACCGAGCGUAUGAAAGAACAGUGGCGCAAGGAGCAAGUCACACUAAAGGAAAAACUGUUGGAACAAGAUACUGAAGAAUGGCAGCAAACUUCAGACGAUACCACUCCAUUCUAUGGGCUGAAGUACGUAGCUGGUCUGGAUCUCAGCUAUGCUAAAGAUGACCCAGAGAAGGCUUGUGCUUCCCUCGUUGUGAUGUCUUACCCUGACCUUGAGGUGGUGUACUCGGAUUGUACACCUGUACAGGUGACAGCACCAUACGUACCUGGCUUCUUAUGUGCACGUGAAGUGGGUUUCCACGUUCAGAUGGUUGAUAGGCUGCAACAAUCGGCUUCAGAAUACAUGCCACAGGUCUUACUAGUCGACGGGAAUGGAAAGCUGCACCCAUCAGGAUUUGGGAUAGCCUGCCAUCUUGGUGUCCUCACUGAUCUCCCAACUGUAGGUGUCGCCAAAAACCCCUUCACUGGGUUUGACGGGAUGACCAAGGAAAAGCACAAAAACGUUUCGGCUGAACAGUUGAAGAAAGGCGGAGAUUCGUUUCUGGUUGUAGGAACAUCCGGGAAGGUUUACGGUAGAGCGCUGCUUAGUAAGGACGGGAUUACGUCACCUGUGUAUGUAUCUGUUGGACACAGAGUAACGCUGGAUACGGCAGUGAAACUCGUAUAUGCCUGCUGUCAGUAUAGGGUACCAGAGCCCAUACGACAGGCAGAUCUCAGGUCUAGGGAGUACAUACGACUGCAUUUUGGUAGUGACAGCACUACAUAAGGAAAAGGGAGUUACAGGUCAAAAUUUGAUACAUGUAAAUUACAGUAAUUCAUGUAGCAAAUGCAAAUUUAGAACAUAAAUUUUCUACCAGGAAUCCAUACAGAUAUGUACAUUUUGUAUGUGAGAAAAUCUAAUUUAUGUGUAUGUAGAUGUUUAUUCUUCAAGAUUCUAAUAACUAAAGUACAGUUUAAGUACCUGUUGCAAAUCAUUUGUAUUUUAGAUACGUCAUCAAUGAAAGGGAUUUUUAAAUGCUUCAAUCCCAGCCAUUGAAAUCUAAAAUAAAAAAAACUUGAUAACUCAGAAAUAUCAUUUACAGCCAUGUUCAAUGACAAGUUAGAUACAAUAAAAAUUAAUACAUUUUCCUUGCUACUAGCACUUGCCUUCUUGGCUUUGUGAAACAGCAAUGUUUUGUAGCAUGAUACAGUUGAAAACUAUAAUGCCUUCCAUACAAAGUAAAUGGAGUUACCAUUGAGUUCACAACAACAGAGCAUAUAUAUAUAUAUAUAUAUAUAUAUCACUGGGUCAUGUGCAUGGCCACAUACUACCCCUUUGCCUUCCUGCUACUAGUAAGGAAUUAAAAUGACUCUACACUGAUGGGUCUAUUUUGUACUGACAAAUAGCCCUCACGGGCUCUCACAAACCUGAUUUAUUAUACUGAUAACCUCUUAUGGCAAUGCAGUGAAGCUGCCAAGUCCCUACAUGCCUCAUGACUAAUGUUAGCUGGAUUCCUGCUCAUAUUUGGGCCUGGAGCUAGUCUACUUUGGCUCGUGUUGUAGCCACACAGUCUCCGACUUGGAUGGAAAAAUAAGUCUGCCGUGCUGACCAAUGUUUUCUUCACACUUUACUAAAGAUGCCGACGUGAUGAUCUUAUACUCUGUACGUGACUGGUUUCAGCUGUGUCUGUGUCUUAUGUCAGUGUGAUGGAGAGCUUUGGCAAACCAUGUAUUGACACAUAUAUCCAUGCAACUU